Molecule: messenger RNA, 801 nt
Organism: Didymodactylos carnosus
Lineage: Eukaryota; Metazoa; Rotifera; Eurotatoria; Philodinida; Philodinidae
Source: the annotation of a GenBank genome assembly
AUGGAGACCCUCUCUUACACUAGGAUAUUAGUAGCAGAAUUGAUUCCAACAAUAACUAAUCAAUCACCUAACGACGACUAUGUCCGCUGUGGCUCAGCUCGAUCAACACACUCUGUUACAACUCUAUUUAAUUCGUCUACUUUAACUGUACCAAAAUUUAACAGUGUUUGGGAUGAUGAAGAAGUUGCUGAUGUUGUACCUAAGACGUUUUUAGAUUUUGCUACCACUACCACCAGUGUACAUAUAUUGGCAGGUCUAUUCGUACUUGGUGCAGUUUUUGAUCCGAUUCUCGGUGGUAAACUAAGUGAGAAUUCUAUUCAACAAAGUAACUUGUUGAUUUUCGAAGAUGUACUAGAUAUACAGAAUAGCGUUGCGGGUAUAAGUGGCAGUAUGGACUGUAAUUCAAGUCAACUUAGCUAUCCAAAUGAUGCAGCUAAUGAUAGUUGUUUAGCUGUUUACGGAGCUGGCACAAAUAAUCAGCGAAUCCAACGAUGGUUAGCAGGUGCAACAACAUGUGUCACAAUUGCCGGUAUAAAUAUGACAAUAGGUAGUAAUUCGUCAACAAAAUUUAAUUAUCCAAGAGCUAUAUUCGUUGAUUCAAAUAAUACACUCUGUGUGUCAGAUGCCUAUAAUUAUCGUAUACAAAUGUUUUCUUAUAAUUCAACAACGGGAGUGACAGCAGCUGAAGGUAACGGCGCUGGUUCAUCUUACAAUCAAAUAAACGUUAGCUAUGGUGUUUAUGUAGAUACAAGUGGUACUAUCUACCAUUCUGAUUAUAGCAACAAUCGUGUGAUGAAAUGA